CAAAAAGAUCUGGCAUCGCUCUUUCUUAACACGCGCAUGUAAAAUAUUUAAGAAAUAAAUAUUAGUCGCAAACAGUUUUAAUACAAUAUAAUUUUGCUGAAAUAAACCCAGUUCAUUUAAGAAAUCGCAUCUACCUCCGCAUAUAAGAUUCAAUACUCUAUUCAGCCGUCUCAAGCUAAAAUGGCUGGAGUACUCUUUGAGGACAUCUUCAACGUGAAAGACAUGGAUCCGGAGGGCAAGAAGUUCGAUCGUGUGUCCCGCCUGCACUGCGAGUCCGAGUCUUUUAAGAUGGACCUGAUCCUGGACAUCAACUCGUGGCUAUACCCCAUGGAGCUGGGCGACAAAUUCCGCCUGGUUCUGGCCACCACGCUGCGCGAGGAUGGUUGCCCGGACAGCGGGGAGUACAAUCCAAUGGAGCACGAGGGCACGCGGGCGGACAGCUUUGAGUACGUUAUGUACGGCAAGAUCUACAGGAUCGAGGGCGACGAAGCACACAAUGAGGCCUCCCGGCUCUCCGCUUACGUGUCCUUCGGCGGCCUGCUGAUGCGACUGCAGGGUGACGCCAACAAUCUUCACGGCUUCGAGGUGGAUCAGCACAUGUACCUGCUGAUGAAGCGACUGGCCUUCUGAAUUUUCUACCUACUUAUUUUCGAUCGCAAAUUAGACAUAGACAACAAACUUUA
Drosophila sechellia is the source of this 683-nucleotide messenger RNA. RefSeq names its product DNA-directed RNA polymerases I, II, and III subunit Rpb8 (gene Polr2H). Gene Ontology annotation, biological process: DNA-templated transcription. Gene Ontology annotation, cellular component: RNA polymerase III complex; RNA polymerase I complex; RNA polymerase II, core complex. The record is from RefSeq and is a predicted model, not a curated record. The transcript has 2 exons. NCBI's taxonomy places the organism in Eukaryota, Metazoa, Arthropoda, Insecta, Diptera, Drosophilidae. Bases 181 to 630 code for a protein of 149 amino acids.